AUGAUUUGGUUCCGUACGCAACUAUCACGACCGACCACAAAGGAGCGAACUUGGUCUGCAGAGCAGCUUGCUAUUGUUGAACGCGCAAAGACACACAAUGUCGUCGUCUCCGCGCGACCCGGUUCAGGAAAGACGGCCACAGCCGAAGCCAUUGCGGCCUCGAAUCCGGACAAGUCUAUCGCGGUUUUGACUUACUCAAGGCGCCUAAAGAAUGACACAGCCAAGCGCAUGAAGGAGAAAUAUCCGGGAUGCGAUGUUUUCACAUUUCACGGCGUGGCUGGCAAACUGCAUGAACCGCUAGUGGUGCGCGACGACAGCAUACUGAACCAACUUCGAAGGUCUCGCGCCAGGCCGACAUGGCGGAAAACCCCCUAUGACAUCAUUAUCAUCGACGAGAUGCAAGACUGCACAGAGCUUCUGCACUGGUUGGUGCAAACCUUCAUCAGCUGCGUUAAGGGCCGUCGGGGCCACGCACCACGCAUCGUCGUCCUUGGAGAUGAGAGAAAGGCCAUCUACGAGUUCCGCGGUGCAGAUGCCCGAUUCCUGAGCGAUUGCCCUACUAUCAUGGAGGACUUGUCGCCUGACCCCUGGGCUCGCAUGACGCUCAGUAAGAGUUUUCGGCUGUCACGCCAGAACGCCGACUUUAUCAAUAAGGCGUUUCUACAGGGCGAGGAUUAUAUUGUCGGCUCGCACGAAGGGCCCCGACAUUUGUACAUUCACGCCGAUAUUUCCGACGCAAAGGGCCUUGCGAAGGAGUUAGCACCUCUGAUUCGCCAGUACGGAGCGAAGAACACGGCUAUUCUUGGCCCUGCUGUCCGAACGAACCCAAGGAUAUCAAGGCUGACGAAUCACUUGACAGGCAGGGAAAAGAUUCCCGUCGCAGAGCCUAUCUCGGGUGAUACAGGGUUGGACGAUCUUGUCAUUCGUGGCAAACUCUGCGUGUCAACUAUCCACCAGUUCAAAGGGAGCGAGCGCGAUUUGGUCAUUCUCUACGGUCUGGACGAUCAUUAUUUCCAGAUAGCUCCAGAUGAGCCCGACACGACAUGUCCUAACGACAUUCUUGUGGCGCUCAGCCGGGCGUCGAAGCAGCUCGUCAUUGUCCACGACACGAGUCAACAGAUGAUGCCGUUUGUGGACGUAGCGCAACUCCACGCAACCGCUACCCACCGAUUCAUAACUGAGGAGAAGCCGGGCUCAUUCCACCAAAGGUCUCCCCGAGGGACGACCCAGCAGGGCUUGAAGCUUCCCGUGACCGUUGCAGCAUCUGAUAUUGCUCGAUACGUACCCGAUGAAACUCUUGAUGCCAUCGUGGCCAGACACGCCAACGUCACAGUUCUCUCCGCUGAGGUGUCGCCUGUCGACCGCAUCGAAGCGCCAGACAAGGUCCCAACAGACGAUCGGAAAUACCGCUACGAAUCCGUGAGUGAUAUCAACGGCCUAGCCGUUGUCGCAGCAUAUGAGCUUGCAUCACGUGGCACGCUCACAACCCUCGGGAACGAAGAUAAUGCUUCGUUGCCACGGGAGCUGCCUAGUGAGCCUCAGAAGAGAACUGCAUGGCUCUGCCGCGAGGCGUGUGGCCGCCUAGCGGAGCUAUCGACGUUUUACUCCCGACUGAUGCAGAUGCACGCUCAUAAGUGGGAUUGGCUAGAACCGUACCUUCCGGUGGCCUGCGCCCGUCUGCAAGAGCAGUUCAAAGCUAUCGACCCAGCCGAUCUGAAGUUCGAGCAGGAUCUGAAAGCGGGGUAUAUGGAGAUCCGUGAAAAAGAUCAGGGAAGAACCGGGGACCGCGAGUCAACGAUAAUCUUGGGUCGCGCCGAUAUAGUUCAGAACACCCCAUCGAGAUCUCCCGUCGAUGACUCCGGCCAGAAAGUCACGCUAUGGGAGAUCAAAUUUGUGAGCCGCCUUUCGCGUGAGCACGUCAUUCAAGCCUGCUUUAACGCUCACCUGUGGGCGGCCAGAAAUGAGGGCGAUAUCCCGCGGGUGAUGCUUUACAAUAUUCGAAAUGGCGAGAAGUGGGAGAUAUCCCCCAAGGAUGGUGUGGGUAGUUUGCACCUGCUCGUGGACGAAGUUCUACGGGCAAAGUAUACUUCGAGGCCCCUCCUAUCGGACGAGGAGUUUCUGGACAGAUGCGCUAAGGUGCGAAAAGAGGUAGAAGGACUUUUGAAGGACGUCGACCGAUAG
Molecule: messenger RNA, 2181 nt
Organism: Microdochium trichocladiopsis
Lineage: Eukaryota; Fungi; Ascomycota; Sordariomycetes; Xylariales; Microdochiaceae
Product: P-loop containing nucleoside triphosphate hydrolase protein
Exons: 2
Coding region: 1-2181 (726 amino acids)
Biological process (GO): recombinational repair
Cellular component (GO): nucleus
Molecular function (GO): DNA binding; ATP binding; 3'-5' DNA helicase activity
Source: RefSeq, a predicted model, not a curated record